CCCCUCGUCCAUCUAAGCUGCCUUUAGUUGGUCGUGACCAAUAUUUACAAUAAUACCCCAACAACCCUAGCGUAGAGUUAUAUUUUAUAUUAUUCCCUUUUCUUUUCAAUUGUGGCAUUAGAUUCGCUUUAUCUUGUACUAGAGCAGGAUAAAGGUUAUCAUUAAUCAUUAUCCAAGUAUCUUGGUCGUAUCUUUGGACUCACUAAGACCACCGUAACGAGCUCCUACUUAUAACACCACUAUUUCUCGACAUGGGGUCCACGGUUGAUAUCGGUAGACGCAUCGUGCAAUUGUUCUGGGAUCCUGAGCCGACUAAUGAUAUUAUCCGAGACCGACCGGUUUGGUGUCUUGGGUCCUCUUACAGGCUCAACAACGGCAACAAUAACAAUAACAAUAGCAACAACAACAACGGCGCCAGCCCGAAGCAAGACGCACCUACGACUUCUGAACCACCAGCCAAGGAUGCCAUCCAAGCUCCUUCUAGACUCCCCGAAACCCCUCCCGACUCUACCUCCAGCAGCUUAGACUCAUCCCUCGCAUACGACGAAGCGCCUCUAGAUGGAGGUUGGCCUCCCGCAUUCCUCGACGAUUUCGAAUCCAGAAUAUGGAUGACCUAUAGGUCCGAGUUCGACCCCAUAGCCAAGUCGCAAGAUCCGAAGGCCUUUUCUGCCCUAUCUUUCUCAAUGCGCCUCAAGAGUCAGUUAGGCGACCAGACCGGAUUCGCCUCCGAUAGUGGAUGGGGGUGUAUGAUCAGGUCCGGCCAGAGCCUGUUGGCCAACGCUAUGCUAGUACAUCGUCUUGGUCGAGGAUGGCGAAGGAGUACGCCGAGUCAGGAAGAGAAUAAGAUCCUAUCCUUGUUUGCCGAUGACCCACGAGCACCAUACUCGAUACAUAACUUCGUACGUCAUGGUGCUUCCGCGUGUGGGAAAUAUCCUGGCGAAUGGUUCGGUCCUUCAGCGACCGCGAGGUGUAUCCAAGCCUUGAUAAAUACCACCGAGCCGGCGUUACGCGUCUAUUCUACGGGGGAUGGGCCGGAUGUCUACGAGGACAACUUCAUGAAGAUCGCCAAACCUGAUGGCACAACUUUUCAUCCGACAGUGAUAUUAGUGGGCACACGUCUGGGCAUCGACAAGAUUACGCCUGUAUAUUGGGAAGCUCUUACAGCGUCCUUACAGAUGCCGCAGUCAAUUGGUAUUGCUGGUGGACGUCCGUCGUCAUCGCAUUAUUUUAUCGGCGUCCAGGGCCUCCACUUCUUCUAUCUAGAUCCGCAUUUCACACGACCAGCUUUACCCUAUCAUGAAGACCCCGACGAAUAUACCCAGGAAGAAAUUGACACCUGCCACACAAGAAAGCUACGACGACUGCACGUCAAGGAAAUGGAUCCAAGCAUGCUCAUCGGCUUUCUAAUCUGUGACGAAGAAGACUGGAAGGACUGGCGGAGAAGCGUCAAACACGUCCAAGGUAAAGCCAUCAUUCACGUGUCGGACCGCGACCCGAUCGCGCAAAUGGAGGCAACUGGGGGUACUAUAAUGGAUGAUGUUAAAACUCUGAGCGAUGAAGAUGAGGACGACGACACGGCGUUGGUGGAAUAAAUGAAUAUCAGGCGCAAUAUGUUAUCGGGUUGGCUAGGAGAAUACCACUAGGUAAUUGCCAGGCGUUAAGGUGUGGAUUAUGGAGGAUUAUGAAUAACCAUUGGCGGUGUAAAUAUCUUGAGCACCUACAGCAGUGAUUUGGCAAGUCAUGGUAGCUAACUACCGAAGUAGCUGCCUUCUUCUUCUUUCUACUUUGGCGGACAGG
Messenger RNA from Daldinia decipiens, 1797 nucleotides. RefSeq lists its product as uncharacterized. Lineage: Eukaryota; Fungi; Ascomycota; Sordariomycetes; Xylariales; Hypoxylaceae. The record is from RefSeq and is a predicted model, not a curated record. Gene Ontology annotation, molecular function: protein-phosphatidylethanolamide deconjugating activity. The transcript has 4 exons. The coding region runs from base 252 to 1592 and encodes 446 amino acids.